AUGGCCCUUGUAGCGAUCUUGGUGGCGCUUGCUUGCCCGGUGAUAUGCCGUUGCAUGAUGCUGCCGGACGUCGUGGGCAUCAGCCAGCAGCUCUUUCGCCACCACCGCGUGCCCGAGGAUAUGUGGGUGGACGCCCCGUGUCUACUGCUCCCGACCACAGAGGAGAUCGCGCAGAUGCCCUCCAGGGAGCGGGAGCACCGGGCCAGGUACUACCUGUCUGCUGUGCUGCUGACCUACGGGGCCACGCUUGCGGUGGGCACGACCGUCAUGACAGUUGGUCCUGCAAUCUGCGGGGACAGCCGUAAUGCUUACGAGCCCAUGAACAACAGCAUCUCUGAUGACGAGGACUCGGACAGUUCGCGGACAGGUCAAGCCGUGGCGGGAUCUCUAAGCGCGACCAGUCAGAGACUGCUGCUGGCCGCCGUGUUCGGGGCUAACCUCGGCUUUUGCUUAGCAGCGGCCGUUGCAAGCCUCACAACGAACCGCCUUUCAAAGACCACCGGCCUGGACUGGGAGGUCUACUAUCUCCUCUUCGCGCUGAACUGCGCGUGGCUGGUAGUGCAGGCUGCAGUUGCGGUGCUGCGGCUGCGGGGGCGGCGAACGUUUUCGCUCACUGUUUUCGCAGAAUGCACGAUUGCGGGCACAUGGCCCAUUUUCUCUGAUGCGUACGAUACGCUGAAGGACGUCCUUUUUGGUGCACUUUGUAUCCAGUCGGAAUACUGGCUGCUGAAAAUCAUCGGCGCCGUAAGCUGGAUGUAUCUCAUACUAAUUCACAUGUAUUUUGCACGCGAUGACAACUGCGUAGCAGAUCUCAUCGCGUGCUACUUGUGCGUACUCCUGGCCCCAACCAUGGCAGCAGAUAGCGAUGGCAUCGCAGCGGAGGGCACUAACAGCUUCAACAUCUGCAGCUGCUCCGCUGCAGCGGACACCUUCCUUCCGCUGCUCUACAAGCAGGUGACGCCAACGAAGCGCCACUUGCUCUUGUACGAGAAUGUUCCACAGGCAUUUUUUGCCAUCGUGUACUUGUAUUGGGAGGGCGGCUCCAUCCUCGUCGCUCUGCUGAACCUGGCCAUCCCAGCGCUCCAGAUCUUCCUGACCUACACGCUGUUCAUGCCACUUCGGAUGAAGGUGGCCCCAUUCUUUGCAAAGAAGCUGGACCAAGCCACUGAGGAUGGCAACGUGCUCAUGGAGGCGCGCGUCCUCCACGAGACGGAGCUGUGCGACGACCCCCAGCUCCUGGGGCCGGUCCUCCACAACUGCCGGAGCUGGCCGGGCACGGGUAUCCUGGAGCUGAAGUUUGCCGAUGGCAAGCUGGGGAAGGCCGGUGCCGACGCGCUCGUGCAGGGCUUGGCAGGGCGCGAGCAGCUCCUGAAGGUGCACCUGGACCUCGGUGGCAAUGGCUUGGGGGACGACUUCGCCGCGGCGCUGGGGGACGCACUCGCAAGGUGUCCGCACCUCGACGACUUGGUGAUUUCCCUGGAUAACAGUGAUGUUGGGUGUGCUGGGGCCCGACACCUCGCCGGAAGCCUCGCGAGGUGCGAUCGGCUGGCAAAGUUGGAGCUGAGCCUGGCCGGCAACAGCCUAAGCGAUGAGGGCGCCAAUGCGCUUGGAGAGAGGUUGGCGAGCUGCCGGAGCCUGCGGGAGCUCAUCGUCCGGCUGUCUGGAAAUGGCAUCUCCGCCAAGGCUGCCAAAGAGCUUGUUGCGCAUCUCUCGAGGUGUGAUCGGCUUAGCGGGCUGCACCUGGAUUUGAUCCUGGAGACCUUAACGGAUGAAGGGCCGAUGGGGCAGCCGGAGGAGCCUUCGAGUUUGGAUCUGGCGCUCUCGGACGACAGCCCUGGAUCCCCGCCCGCCCUGCUGACGGAGUAUCUGGCAAGGUUGCGCCAACUGCAGUCGCUGGUGCUGAUGCCUGGCGCGUCCGGCAAGGAGGAGCCGGGCCUCGACCCCCGCGUGCUCCACGUUCCCUCCUCCCGGUGCAGCAGGCCCCACAGCACCACUGACGAAGUCACAGUGCCCCUGGCGGUCUGA
Molecule: messenger RNA, 2025 nt
Organism: Symbiodinium natans
Lineage: Eukaryota; Dinophyceae; Suessiales; Symbiodiniaceae
Source: the annotation of a GenBank genome assembly